Molecule: messenger RNA, 2111 nt
Organism: Theobroma cacao (cacao)
Lineage: Eukaryota; Viridiplantae; Streptophyta; Magnoliopsida; Malvales; Malvaceae
Product: LEAF RUST 10 DISEASE-RESISTANCE LOCUS RECEPTOR-LIKE PROTEIN KINASE-like 2.1
Biological process (GO): protein phosphorylation
Molecular function (GO): protein kinase activity; polysaccharide binding; ATP binding
Source: RefSeq, a predicted model, not a curated record
UUACUUGAACUCGUGGCUGACUGUCAUUCCUAAAAUAUCCAUCAUCUCCAUUUUUUGUGUCAAAGCGAUUACAAACAGCAGAUAACAUACUGGUUGAAUCCGGACGAAAACAGAGACAUGAGCGCUUCUGCUAUGCAUCAUCUCCAUAUUACAGCAGCUUUUCUGUUUGUUCUACUAGUCACAAUCUUUUUGUCCAUCCAAGCUCCGGUUUGUUUGGGCAGCGACUAUGAGAAAUUUGCAGGAUGCAACCAAACUUUUCAUUGUGGGAUCAUCGAAAAUAUCAGUUAUCCCUUUCGGCAGCGAGGUAGCCCAGAGUACUGUGGUCAGCCUGGAUUUGAGUUAUUUUGCGAGGACGGUAAACCCAUGAUUACAAUCAUGUCGCAAAGUUACCAAAUACUUGAGUUCAAUAUGUCUCUUAAAGCUCUCACUGUUGCUCGAACUGAUUAUUUGUAUAGUCUUUGUCCGAAGCACCUUGUCAACACCUCUUUGGGUCUUGGCCCUUUCCACUCUGCAUGGAAUAACAAGCAAAUAACACUUUAUUAUGGUUGUCGUUCCCCCGUGGCAAAUCAGUCUACGGAGCUUUCUGAUCGUCAGUUUCAUUGUACCAUAAAUGGAACUGAUGUGUUAGGCUACUUUGCGAUCCCGCCUGCCCUUGGCAACCUUUCAGCUACAGUGAGUGAUGCCUUGGCAUCAUGUCGUAGCAGUGUUAUUGUUCCAGCAUUUGCUUCUGUAGUUCAGUACUUGGAGUACAAUUCAAAUUCAACAAAUCUGAAUGUUGCCCUUGCUAAUGGCUUUGGACUAGAGUGGACGAUUGCAAAUGAUUCCCCAGGGUCAUCAGAUGGCAUCAAUUUAAAGCUUAAAUUAAUCAUAGGUUUGGCAGUGGCUGCAGCUACUAUUAUUGUAGCUGGUGUUGUGGUGGUUACCUUCAGGCUUAAGAAUAUAUCAUUGUCAAGGGGAAUGUUCAUGAACUUCAAUCAAGGCAAAAGGAAUGACAGGGAAAGGAUUGAGGCAUUCAUUUUGCAGUAUGGUUCUGAACUUACUCCAAAACGAUAUUCUUAUGCAGACAUCAUGAAAAUAACCAAGUCAUUCAAAGACGAACUGGGUGAAGGGGGAUUUGGCGCAGUAUAUAAAGGUAAAUUACCCGAUGGCCGUCUUGUUGCAGUGAAAGUCCUAAGGGAAUCCAAGGGGGAUGGAGAGGAAUUCAUUAAUGAAGUGGCCAGCAUUAGUAGAACUUCCCAUGUCAAUAUAGUGCCAUUUCUGGGUUUUUGUUAUGAGGGCUCAAUGAGAGCUCUAAUCUAUGAAUUCAUGCCCAAUGGGUCUUUAGAUAAGUUCAUUUGCCAUCAAGGAUUGCCACGCGAAAUCCAUCACCUAGAGCUGAAAACAUUGUAUGAAAUUGCAAUUGGCAUUGCUAGAGGGCUGGAAUACUUACACGGAGGUUGCAACACAAGGAUUUUACACUUUGACAUAAAACCUCACAACAUUCUACUGGAUGAAAACUUUUGUCCAAAAAUUUCUGAUUUUGGUCUUGCUAAAUUAUGUGAGCUGAAGCAGAGUAUGCUUUCCAUGAUCAGUGCUAGAGGAACUAUCGGAUAUAUUGCUCCAGAGUUUUUAUGCCGAAGCUUUGGAAGGGUUUCCCACAAGUCUGAUGUUUAUAGCUAUGGGAUGAUGGUCCUUGAAAUGUUUGGCGAAAAGAAAGAUGUUCAUAUUGAAGGGUCUGAGACUAGUGAAAUGAACUUUCCUUUACAGAUUUACGAGCACCUUGAACAGGGAGCAGAUUUGAAUCUUAAAGGGAUCACAGUUGACGAUGAAGAAAUAACAAGAAAGAUGAUUAUAGUGAGCUUGUGGUGCAUUCAAACUAAUCCAUCUGAUCGACCAUCAAUGACUAAGGUCCUAGAGAUGUUACAAGGAAGCAUCCAAUCUUUAGGAAAGCCACCGAGACCUUUGCUGUAUUCUCCUGCAAGAUCUCCCCAGAACUCAUCCACAAAAACUUUAUUUUCACAAACUUUUGUCAUGGACAACAGUCAAUCAGAGUUCUUCUAGUGUAAGAAAUAAAUGAAUUCAUCGCAGCUAUUGAACUUCUCAAACCAUAUUCAGUCGUAAGUUCAUAGUUA